Molecule: messenger RNA, 1326 nt
Organism: Eruca vesicaria subsp. sativa (arugula)
Lineage: Eukaryota; Viridiplantae; Streptophyta; Magnoliopsida; Brassicales; Brassicaceae
Source: the annotation of a GenBank genome assembly
GAAGUUGUUUCUCUCUUUGGUUUUAUCUCAAGACUUGUCUUUACAAAAGCAGAGAUGGAGAACAUGGAAGAUGGAGGAAUCUUGACAUACGAUGGUAGAUAUGUUAUGUACAAUGUACUUGGUAACAUUUUUGAACUCUCUUCAAAAUACAUUCCUCCUAUUCAACCUGUUGGUCAAGGAGCUUAUGGUAUUGUCUGCUGUGCUAGAAACUCAGAGACAAACGAAGAGGUAGCUAUAAAGAAGAUAUCAAACGCAUUUGACAACAAAGUUGAUGCUAAAAGAACUCUCCGGGAGAUCAAACUCCUCUGCCACAUGGAUCACGACAAUGUUAUCAAAAUGAAAGAUAUAAUCGAGCCACCAGUGAAAGAGAGGUUUGAAGAUGUGUAUAUCGUUUAUGAAUUGAUGGAUACUGAUUUGCACCAGAUCAUAAGAUCUAGUCAAACUCUGACCGAUGAUCAUUGUCAGUACUUCCUCUACCAAAUUUUGAGAGGCUUGAAGUACAUACACUCUGCAAAUGUACUACACCGUGACUUGAAACCAAGCAACUUGGUUCUAAACACGAGUUGUGAUCUUAAAAUAUGUGAUUUUGGGCUUGCAAGAACGUCAACAGAGACAGAUAUGAUGACAGAAUAUGUAGUAACAAGAUGGUACCGUGCACCUGAACUGCUUCUCAACUGCUCAGAGUACACAGGAGCUAUUGAUAUUUGGUCUGUUGGUUGCAUUUUCAUGGAGAUACUCAGAAGAGAAACGCUUUUCCCUGGUAAAGAUUAUGUACAACAGCUGAAACUUAUCACUGAGCUCAUUGGUUCACCAGAUGACACUGAUCUUGACUUCUUGAGAAGUGAUAAUGCACGGAAGUACUUGAAACAGCUCCCACAAGUUCAAAAACAAUCAUUCAGAGAAAAGUUCCCAGACAUUUCUCCAAUGGCUUUGGAUCUUGCUGAGAAGAUGCUUGUUUUUGAUCCUUCCAAACGCAUCACAGUUGAGGAAGCUUUAAAGCACCCUUACUUGGCUAGUCUCCAUGAGAUCAAUGAAGAACCAACGUGUCCUUCUCCUUUCAGCUUUGACUUUGAAGAGAUAGCCUUGGAUGAACAAGACAUUAAGGAACUUAUCUGGAGAGAGUCUUUACACUUCAAGGAUAAGUAAUCUCCCACUGUUUUGGAAUAAGUGAAAAUAGCUAGUAGUAUUAUACUGGUGUGUAUGUUUUGUUUGAUGGUGAUUGUGUAAUCCUAAGAAAGUGAGAAUUAUUUUGUGUUCUAUAUGCAUUCAAUACCAUGAAUCAUGUGGAAAGUUUAAUUUUGUUUUUUGAAAAUGAUUCAAUACUAC